UCGACGGCCGAGAUCUAAUAAAACCCCCUGAACUGGUAGUGACAGAUGUAUGGUUGUUGAGUAGCCAAUUGUAUUUCUUUCUUCCUAAAAACCAAAUACAAACAACAAACUCAUGAAAAAAAGGAAAAAAAAAAAAAACUUGAAGAACAAACUGAAACUCCAACCUCAACAACUCUCGAUCUCUCCGCCACAAAUACGCCACCGUUUAAACAUUCAAUACAAUCCACAAGUACCCUUCUGUAAAAAGCCUUUCCUUUUUUGUUUCUUAAGGUAAACUAAGCUGCAUUCUUGUUCUUGUUUGAUACUGAUUGUGAUCUCUCUGUUUCUAACCAGAAGAUUAGUUUCUCUUUUUUCUCAGCGUUAAAGAUUAAAAUCGGGUUGAUUGGUUUAUUUUGAAUAGAAUUAUGAGUGCGUAUAUAGUAGGAGCUCUUGUUCCACUGGUAGUCACUGUUAUCUUGCGCACCAACGCAAAACACACUGCUAAAAAACGUGGAGUUCCAGUUGACGUUGGUGGGGAGCCUGGUUACGCAAUUCGGAAUGCUGGUUUUGAAACGCCGUUAGAAACUGCAUGGGAAGGAGUUGUAACUCUUGCUCAGCUUUUUGAGUUUUCUUGUAAUCGAUUCAGUGAUAAGUUUUUGCUGGGAACAAGAGCUGUUAUUUCUAGAGAUAUUGAAGUCAGUGAAGACGGACGCACUUUUGAGAAGCUUCAUUUGGGUGAUUAUGAAUGGCUAAGUUAUGCUCAGGUUUUUGAUAAAGUUUCAGGCUUUGCUUCUGGGUUAGCUUCAAUUGGUCACACAAAAGAGGAGCGUGUCGCCAUUUUUGCUGAUACUCGAGCUGAAUGGUUUAUUGCAUUGCAGGGAUGCUUCAGGAGGAAUGUUACUGUGGUUACUAUUUAUUCAUCUUUGGGAGAAGAGGCUCUGUGUCACUCAUUAAAUGAAACAGAGGUUACGACCGUCAUAUGUGGGAACAAAGAACUGAAGAAAGUUGUUGAUGUCAGUGGUCAACUUGACACAGUUAAACGUGUGAUAUGCAUGGAUGAUGAAAUUCCAUCUAGUGCAUUAUCACUGGAGAAGAGCGGCCGCUGGAAUGUUUUCUCGCUUACUAAUGUUGUGAAACUUGGCCGGGAAAAUCCUAUUGCUGCUGAUUUACCUCUGGCAAAUGAUAUUGCAGUGAUAAUGUACACCAGUGGGAGUACUGGGUUGCCCAAGGGUGUGAUGAUGACACAUGCUAAUGUUCUAGCUGUAGUUUCUUCGGUCCGGACAAUUGUUCCUGGCCUUGAAGGCAAGGAUGUUUAUCUAGCAUAUCUACCAAUGGCUCAUAUACUUGAAUUAGUAGCUGAGCACAUAAUAACAGGUGUUGGGAGUACUAUAGGAUAUGGAAGCCCUUUGACGCUUACUGACACAUCAAGCAAGAUCAAACGUGGAACAAAAGGUGAUGCAUCUGUCUUAAAGCCAACUGUGAUGGCAUCCGUCCCAGCAAUACUUGAUCGUGUUCGAGAUGGCGUACGCAAAACGGUAGAUAAAAAGGGUGGAAUUGGUAAGAUACUUUUUGACUUGGCAUAUGCCCGUCGAUUGUCUGCAUUGAAUGGUAGCUGGUUUGGAGCUUGGGGCCUAGAACUGUUCUUUUGGAACUUCCUUGUGUUUAGGAAGGUUCGGGCAGUUUUGGGAGGUCAGGUCCGUUUUUUGCUUUCUGGAGGAGCUCCCCUUUCUGGUGAUACUCAAAGAUUUAUCAACAUUUGCCUUGGGGCUCCCAUAGGCCAAGGAUAUGGUCUUAGUGAAACCUGUGCUGGUGGGAGCUUUUCUGAAUUUGAUGAUACAUCGAUUGGCCGAGUUGGUAAUCCAAUUCCUUGCACAUAUCUUAAGUUAGUUGAUUGGCCUGAAGGUGGAUAUUUAACUAGUAAUUCACCAAUGCCUCGCGGAGAAAUAGUUAUAGGUGGCCCUAGUGUGACUCUUGGCUAUUUCAAGAAUGAAGAGAAAACAAAGGAAGUAUACAAGGUUGAUGAGAAAGGAAUGAAGUGGUUCUACACAGGUGACAUUGGACAAUUCCACGCUGAUGGUUGCCUUGAGAUAAUUGACCGUAAGAAAGACAUUGUCAAGCUUCAGCAUGGAGAAUAUGUCUCUUUAGGAAAGGUUGAGGCUGCUCUUAGUUCGAGCCCUUAUGCUGAUAACUUAAUGCUGCAUGCUGAUCCAUUCCGCAGUUUCUGUGUGGCCCUUGUGGUGGCUGCACAACCUGCCCUUGAAGCGUGGGCUUCUAAACAGGGAAUCACCUUUGCUAAUUUUGCAGAACUGUGCGAGAAAAAUGAGGCGAAAAAGGAAGUACACGCAUCCCUUGUUAAGGAAGGUAAAAAGGCACGUCUGGAGAAAUUUGAGAUCCCAGCAAAGAUCAAAUUGCUUUCUGAUGCAUGGACUCCUGAAUCUGGACUUACCACUGCAGCUCUCAAGAUCAAGAGAGAGGCCAUUAGAAAGGCUUUCUCUGAAGAACUCUCCAAGUUAUAUGAAUCAUAAUCUUGGUCGAAUAUUAUUUAUUUAAUUGUUAUGCAAAGAAAUUUAAUCAUAAGUCUCUAGUUAAUUUCUUUUUCUAAGUUCUUACUUUUCGGGUUAUCUCCUCUUGUUCCACAUUUUUUUAUGUCAGUUCUAGAACAUUUUUUGUC
Molecule: messenger RNA, 2650 nt
Organism: Mercurialis annua (annual mercury)
Lineage: Eukaryota; Viridiplantae; Streptophyta; Magnoliopsida; Malpighiales; Euphorbiaceae
Product: long chain acyl-CoA synthetase 9, chloroplastic
Exons: 11
Coding region: 405-2504 (699 amino acids)
Cellular component (GO): membrane; endoplasmic reticulum
Molecular function (GO): long-chain fatty acid-CoA ligase activity
Source: RefSeq, a predicted model, not a curated record